AUGGACGAUAGCGAUGCAGCGAGCGGCGAAGACGUGCCUACGGCGGCUUGCUCGGAGUGCACGAAAAUUGUCGUUUCACAGCAGUGCAGAUUUCUUCCCCUUUCAAUCGGCCUAGUUGAUGCAGUAGUUGAUGGGUGUCUUGACACAAUCAAGACGUAUGAUUACGAAGAUCAUAUUCAUCGGAGAAUCAUCGUGGUGCUGUACUGCUUCCAUAUCUACUUGUGCUUGGAGAUUAUGUUGGUCGUGGCAGCAGCCACGGCGCGGUGGCUUCUGUCGGCUGAGCUCGAGCCGCAGUUCAACGAGCCGUACCUCUCGACCUCUCUCCAGGAUUUCUGGGGUCGCCGGUGGAACCUCAUGGUAAUGCGUAUGCCGCGGCCCACCGUAUACCCGUGCUUGACUGGUCAACGGCGGUGGGCGGCAGGUGGCGGUGGACGGCGGGGGAGAGAUAGUGGUGGUGGUGAUGGGCAGAGAUGGUGGACGUCGGGGAGAGGUGUGAGGGGCUGA
This is a messenger RNA of Erythranthe guttata (spotted monkey flower), 504 nucleotides long. NCBI's taxonomy places the organism in Eukaryota, Viridiplantae, Streptophyta, Magnoliopsida, Lamiales, Phrymaceae. The record is from RefSeq and is a predicted model, not a curated record.